UCACGCUUAUUUCUAACCAAACAAGUGAAGCAUCAAGACAUUAAGUUAACGGUUACCAACAUGGACUCUUUUUUGAAUGAUUUGAGGAAGAAAGUCCAGUGCUCCUUGUGUAAUGAUUCACUAAGCGAACCAAAGAUCUUGCCAUGUUUUCACAUAUUUUGUACGUCUUGUAUCGAAAGACACGCGGAACUGGCCAACGAACUCCACCUGUUAAGGUGUCCUGAAUGUGAAUGUGAAAUUUCACUACCAGCAACAGGCAGCGAGGAAGGCCUACAGCCAAGUCUUCUACAUUCGAGAAUUUUGAAGGGUCUGGCGUUAGCAGAAUGUAAAGCGGCUUGUUCUGUUUCUGGGAGUCAUUCGCCAGCAUCUUGGUAUUGUUUUGAAUGUGAUCACUCGCUGUGUGAAGAAUGUGAGAAAAAUCAUUUCUUUUUCACUAAAAGCCACAACACUGUUGCUCUGCCUGAUUUGAAGAAAGAAGAUAUUGAGUUCAUUAUAACAAGGGAAAAUCCUUGUAAAAGUCACCCUCAGCACAGGCUAGAGUUGUCCUGUGAAGACUGUGAUGACAUGAUUUGUAUGGAGUGUUUCAAACAUAAUCACAAGGAUCAUAAGACGAUGUCAUUAGACACGCUUGCUUCGAUCAAGAAAGAUGUACUGUCAAAGCAUCUGCAGGUACUCGUGCAGUUGAGAUUAGAUGACAAGGAAAACCAACAACAAGAAAACAUUGCCAAAACUAUCAAAGAACAAGGAGAAAAGGCCAAAGAAGGCGUGAAGUACACCACCAAGAAACUGAUGCUCAGGUUAGAAGAAAACGAAAGAGAACUGCUGAGACAAAUUGAUGAAAUGAUGAACACWGCGACGACAAACUUGAACAUAAUUCAUCAUAUUCCAGCAGUCAAAGAAUACAUCAAGAAUUUGAUGGAAAGAGGACUUGCAAGUGAAAUGUUUAACAUUGAAGAGACACAAUGCUCGGAGAAAUUCAUCUUUAACCCAAUUCCACUGUCAUCAAGAAUUGUCUUUAAUCCUAACGAAGAGCUGGGGCAACAAGUAAAUACAGGUCUUGGAGAAAUACAGACGCAUUCUGAAACUGACCAUACGAUGAGCACUAUUCUGGUGGAGGGUGAGCCAGAAGCUKCAAGACAACAAAGGCUUAUAUUGAUAACUAAAACUUCAACAGGACAGGAUAGUAUUAAUACAGGCGAUGUGGUAGACGUUAAAAUCAGCCCUGAAGAUGACGUGGAAAUAGAGGAGAAAGAUGUGAGGACUGCUGGGAGAAUAGAAGUUGAAUUCAUGGCUAAAGUAGCUGAUCAACUGAUAGCAGAGGUUCARGUGAAUGGGAAUCAUGUUUCUAACAGUCCACUAGUGGUGACCGUCAAGCCUCAACAGAUGAGAGUUACAGGACCGUUUAACAUGAAAGGUGUGGAUACYGAUUCACAUAGCUUGACAGGAAUAGCAGUAAACAGAAACAAUAGCAUUAUCGCUGUAGCAGAUUGUACUUCUCACUGUGUCCACGUAUUCAACACUGCUGGAGAUCUUUUACUAACGUAUGGCUGUCAUGGCUCUACACAGGAACAGUUGUGUGGACCUGARGGUUUAGCAUUUCUGAACGAUACAGAUUUAGUCAUAGCAGACUGGGGUAAUCAUAGAAUAUGUAUAGUGAACAUUACGACAGGGGUAUUGAUAAAAACCUUUGGUAGGCAGGGRAACAGGAAUGGAAAUUUUUGCGGUCCCGUUGGAGUACACGUCGAUGAGGAUGGUAACAUCAUUGUUGGUGACAAUGGCAAUCAUCGUGUUCAAGUCUUCACAAAAGACGGUGACUAUCAGUAUCAGUUUGGUUAYACGGAACAAGAAAAAUUCCACCCAGUCAGUGCAGUGAAACGUGACAAGAUCUUUUACGCGAGCGAUUAUAACAACAACAACAUCGUUCGUGUAUCAGAGAAGAAAGGUAAYGCACCAACUAAAAUAAYGACGAUUGGUGGAUACGGCAGUGAUGAUGGUCAGCUGAGUAGACCAUUGUACCUGGCUAUUGACAUGAACAAUAAUCUUUUGGUUUGUGAUCGUGGGAAUAAUCGUGUCCAGAAAUUCACCCCGGAUGGUCGUUUUGUAGGCACGACAUGGGAUGACAUSAAGGAUCCUGUAUCUAUGGCAGUGUUGAAUGAUGGACAGAUAUUAGUUACUACGUCUGGUUCUGGUGUGUGGCUUGUAAGGUAGAAGGAAUGUGGACAAUUCAUUAACGAUGAUGGCGUUUGUAAUAGAAAUCAAAACCGCAGAGUGAGAAACCGAAAAGAGGAAGGGGUAAUAAAUGAGAAACCCAUACUCUAAUAAUAAAAAAURAAUACAUAAAUAGAAUAAAGUUGAAAGAAAAAAAUUGUGUCCUAGCCAUAGGAUUCGAACCCACGGCAUUCGGUUA
Molecule: messenger RNA, 2407 nt
Organism: Actinia tenebrosa (Australian red waratah sea anemone)
Lineage: Eukaryota; Metazoa; Cnidaria; Anthozoa; Actiniaria; Actiniidae
Product: E3 ubiquitin-protein ligase TRIM71-like
Source: RefSeq, a predicted model, not a curated record